UGUUAUUUAUUGACUCAAAAGGAAACCUUAAACUGAAUAAUCUACUCUCAAACUUUCUUCUGUACACUUCCAACUUCUAAGAGUACGUACUCUACACUGAUCAAGAAUGGAUAUUUUUGGAAACUACAAUUUCGACACACUAAUUCCUACACAGUCAACUUCUUUGUUGCCAGCUGAAUCUUCAACUUCGUCUGAUAGUUGCAGCUCAGGGACACUUAAUUAUUCUGAUGAAGAAGUGAUGUUAGCUUCGAACUAUCCAAAGAAACGUGCAGGUAGGAAGAAGUUUCGUGAAACUCGACAUCCAGUAUACAGGGGAAUAAGGAGGAGGAAUCGGAAUAAGUGGGUUUGUGAAGUAAGAGAACCCAAUAAAAAAUCAAGAAUCUGGCUUGGCACAUUUCCAACUGCAGAAAUGGCCGCUCGAGCUCAUGACGUGGCGGCUAUAGCUCUAAGAGGCCGGUCUGCUUGUUUGAAUUUUGCUGACUCGGCUUGGAGGCUACCCAUCCCAGCUUCAGCGGCCGCCAAGGAUAUCCAGAAGGCGGCCGCUGAAGCCGCCGAAGCAUUUCGGCCAGUAGAAUCAGACGGAGAAAACUCUAGGGAAAUUAUUGUUGACCAAGUCAUACAAGAGGUGGUUGCAGAAUUGCCAGAUAAUGUGUUGUUUUUGGACGAGGAGGCGCUUUUUUACAUGCCGGGAUUACUUGCGAAUAUGGCCGAAGGGCUAAUGUUACCUCCACCUCAAUGUAUUAUAGACGGAUAUGGAAUGGAAGCUGACCAUGCUGACAUUUCUCUGUGGAGCUAUUGAUCAAUUUAAUUAGCAAAUAGUUGUUGAGACUAAUUUUGAGUAGUUUAGUUCCCUGUAAGUACAGUCAAAUUAUAAUGCAAUGGAAAAUUGAGUAUACCAAUCCCUUUUUUCUGUGGA
Nicotiana attenuata is the source of this 916-nucleotide messenger RNA. RefSeq names its product dehydration-responsive element-binding protein 1A-like. Gene Ontology annotation, molecular function: DNA binding; DNA-binding transcription factor activity. The transcript has a single exon. Lineage: Eukaryota; Viridiplantae; Streptophyta; Magnoliopsida; Solanales; Solanaceae. Gene Ontology annotation, biological process: regulation of DNA-templated transcription. The record is from RefSeq and is a predicted model, not a curated record. Bases 107 to 799 code for a protein of 230 amino acids.